UUCAUUAGGAUUUAAAAAAUACUUAAUGUCUUUAAUUAAUAAAAUUAAAAUAAAAAAAUCGAUUGUCACGAAUUCGAAAUUUGUAAAAAAAAUUCAUUAAAUUAUUUAAAUAAUUAUACGAAAUUAAAAUAUCUUUUGAAUUUUUAUUUAGUUAUUCAAAAGUUCGUAUUCCCGCGCUUUUUUCUCAUUGGCUCUUCGUCGAUAAAAAUAAAGAUAAUUAUUAUUUAUAUGAAGCACAUUCAUAAUUAUAUGCUAAUAUAAAUUUAAACAAUACAUAUUUAGUAAUAUAUGUAAUAAAUUAAAAUAAAUGAGCAAUGUCAGCAGUGGAAGACAAUAAUAUAAAUUUUCAAAAUUUAGAAUUGAAAUUACGCGAAAAAUUUGCUCAGCUGCAGUUUAAAGAGGAAGAGCUCAAUAAAUGUCAAGCACAAUUGACAGAAAACGAAAAUAUAAUUUGUAAACUACAAAUAAAUUUAGAAAAUGAGCGAAGAAAUUCCGAGCAGCUACGAGUUGAAUUAAAAUCAACAAUGGAAAUAAUAACACAGUUGGAGAAUGAAAAAAUAAGAGGGCAAACGGAAUUGAUGCAUUUGCAAAUGAACUGGGAGAACGCACAAAUUGGACGUGAAAAUUUAAUAGACCAGGUAAAAAAAAAUAAAAUAGAGAACGUACGCUUGCAGCGUGCAAAUAAAAUACUUGAAGCUGAACUUGCUGAACAAAAAAUAGUCAAUAAAUUAAUCGAAAAAUCAUUAACUGAUGUGAGCCAACAGAUUAAUAAUUUAUGUCCCACAAUUUACAGUAAUGUCGAGAGUUUAAAAAAAGAACAAGAGUGUCUUCGUAAAUCUUUCAAAGCAAUAACGCAGUUAAAUUACCGUAUUGAUAAUAUGGGACACAAAAUUCUUGACAAAAGCAAACAUGAUAAUAAAGAAUUAGUAGAAUUACGUGAAAAAUUAUCACAAUUACAAAUAAUGUUGGCUUCUUAUUUACCACGUGCUUCAAAUCCGCCAAAUAUAAAAGCAUGUCAUGGAUUAAGAGAGUUAACUGAAAAGCUCGAGGACAACAAAAAGAUGGACAAGAAGCUCGAUGAGUUGUGCAAAAAAUUAGAACACAUGGAAUCGACGAUUUCCGAUUAG
Microplitis demolitor is the source of this 1127-nucleotide messenger RNA. Its product is annotated as cingulin. The record is from RefSeq and is a predicted model, not a curated record. The transcript is spliced from 4 exons. Bases 315 to 1127 code for a protein of 270 amino acids. Lineage: Eukaryota; Metazoa; Arthropoda; Insecta; Hymenoptera; Braconidae.